This is a messenger RNA of Rotaria sordida, 1782 nucleotides long. The record is from the annotation of a GenBank genome assembly. NCBI's taxonomy places the organism in Eukaryota, Metazoa, Rotifera, Eurotatoria, Philodinida, Philodinidae.
AUGUCUUCAUCUUCAACAACGGAUAAUUCAUUGAAAAAAGAGAAGGAACAAAAUACCAAGGAGGAGAUUCGUAAGGAAUCCAAUAUCAUUACUCAUUCAACUAAAUUAAAUGAUUCAACAGAGACGUCUACAACAACAACAACAACAACAACAACAACAACUGGUCGUACUCAUCCGUAUGACAUAGAUCCUAUAGCCAUCAUUUCAUCAACAGUCGAACCUCAACCAGGAUUAUUUCGCUCAGGCAUGCCGUUAGAUUUCACUUCAGAUAAUAGUAUAGUAGCGAGUGUGUUCGAAGAUGAUAUGAAUAAGGACGAUGAUAAUAAGAAUAAUGAAAUCGAGGAAGAAAGCAGAGAUCUGGAGGAAAAUUUCAAUAUCUAUACAUCACAGAAAAGUCAAAACACAACUGAACUAGAACAUCUUUCUCAAAAGGUAAUGACUGAACGCCCUCUCGAUGAUGAAGUUAGUGAUGCGAUAAUGCAACAAUUAGAAGAUGUAAUAGCUAUGACAACAGAAGACAUAUUAGUGAUCAAUGAUGAUGAGGACAAUAAUACGGAUGAACAAGAAGCACGAGCAACAGAAUCACAACGAUCAAUAGCAGCAACAACAGCAUCGUCAACAAUGAUGAUUGCUACUCAACCAUAUCCACCUUUAACACAAGUAGGCAUUGUUGUUGACCACGAUCGUCCUUAUGCUGAUUAUGGUCAUCUCGGAGACAUUGUUAUGGAUGAUAUCAAAAAACAAUUUGGUAUUGCUAAUCUUCAAUAUGUAUGUAUAGGACAAGAGAUUGGUCUAAAUUUUACCGAAUUUGGUACAUUUAAAUCGACCACUGCACGAGGUUUAAAACGAUGGCCCACACCAACAACGCAUGUUUCAUCACCAACAUUACCUGUAACAACAACGGGUCGACGACCAGCAAAAGAGACCAAAGAUCAAAAACGAGAUCGAAUAGCAAAAGAAUGUCUUGAAUUAGCACGAACUAGUGUUGAAAAUGCGAUGGAUCACUUACAAGAACAAAUGCCGUACGAAUUUUCUGCUCAUAGUACAUGGCAUUUAUCGACAUUUAAUUAUGUUCAUUUACGAGUAAAGCAAAUGGCGGAUGAAUUAGCGAAUCAUAGAAAAGAAUAUAUUUGGCCUUCAUCAUUUCCAGAUUGUACCUCAGCUCUUCAUGUUUUGUUUUUCUUACAUACUAUCUAUCGAAAAUCAAAAGGUGACACCGUCAAUAAAUGGUUAAAAUAUGAAUUUAUACGGCGAAAACGUGCUCGAUGUUUAAUUUUAAUUGGACCAACGGGUAGCGGAAAAACAUCAUUUGCGUUCUCAUUACCUGGUCCAGUCAAUUAUUUCAAAGGACGAUGGCGAUUAAAUGGUUGGAAUGAAAAUGCUCGAUACUCUGUUUUUGAUGAUAUACCAUGGGAUGAAUAUGAGAAACGGAACUUUCCAGAUAAAAAAAAUUUACUUACACAAAAUGGUCUUACCAAUGUACGUGUUGCUACUGAUAAAUAUUCUCGUACUGUCGAAAUUAAUAUCACACAACCGGCCAUCGUACUUUUAAAUCCAGAUCGUGAUGCAGGUGUUUUAGGACGAGAACCAAGAAAUGAUGAAGAAAAAAAAGAAAUGACCUAUUGGAAUGAACGAGCACUUAUUUAUCGAAUGGGUCCUGAUGAAUAUUUUUAUAAAGAGGAAAGACGUUAUUCACAAAUACAUACACCUGAAGAUCGUAUUGGUGAUCCAAAUGAAUUUGAACAAAUGGUUCAACAAUAUCAACAGAAACAUCAUAAAUAA